AUGGCUACAAGAAAAAUUGAGCUUGACUACAUUAGUGAUGGCUCCAAGAGAAAUACAACAUUGAGAAAAAGGAAGCAAGGUAUCAUUAAGAAGAUGGAUGAAAUUACCACCCUUUGUGGAAUUGAUGCAUGUGGCAUAAUCUAUGAUGAAAAUAUGUCACAUCCAACAAUUUGGCCAUCAAAAGAUACAUUUCAAACAUUGAUGGACAGAUUUAGAGCCCUUCCUGAAUCCAAACAAAGAAAAGUGACGUUGGAUCACGAGGGCUUAUUGAAGAUGACAAUAGCGAAAGAUCAAGAGAAAUUAAUGAAACAAAAGGACAUCACCAAGAAGAAGGAAAUGAAUAAUUUACUUGAUCAUUUUAUCCGAACAGGUGAGUUUGAUGGAAAUGAUUUGAGCGAGAGUGAUCUCGAAGAUCUGUCGUUGCUUGUUGAUAGCAACCUUAAAGAACUCGAGUAG
Molecule: messenger RNA, 456 nt
Organism: Vicia villosa (hairy vetch)
Lineage: Eukaryota; Viridiplantae; Streptophyta; Magnoliopsida; Fabales; Fabaceae
Product: agamous-like MADS-box protein AGL80
Exons: 2
Coding region: 1-456 (151 amino acids)
Biological process (GO): positive regulation of transcription by RNA polymerase II
Molecular function (GO): RNA polymerase II cis-regulatory region sequence-specific DNA binding; protein dimerization activity; DNA-binding transcription factor activity, RNA polymerase II-specific
Source: RefSeq, a predicted model, not a curated record